UGCACUUGGCCCUAGGUACACGAGGACGACAUCAUGAAAUCAGUAAGGCUUUCGAAGCCUUUACUUGGGCCAUGUUCAAACCUUUUUUGACUUUCACUUUAGUGCAUUUGGCCCUAGCUACACGAGGACAACAUCAUGAAAUCAGUAAGCAUGCUACUAACUCCGGACAAUUUGGCUACACUGGAUGUCCUUCAAAUAAUGAUUUCUACUACGAAGGUAUAAUUACAUCGCCACUUUACCCAGAUAAUUAUCCACCAAAUACUGAAUGCUACUAUUACAUGACAGCUGCACCCGGUAAAGUCCUCAGUUUCAACUUCACGCACUACGAUUUGGAGACAUGCUGUGAUUAUGUGACGAUUUAUGAUGGAAAUGGAAUAAAGAGCCCUAAGCUUGUCCAGUAAGA
Cylicostephanus goldi is the source of this 403-nucleotide messenger RNA. The record is from the annotation of a GenBank genome assembly. Lineage: Eukaryota; Metazoa; Nematoda; Chromadorea; Rhabditida; Strongylidae.